AUGGAAGCCAUUGCCAAGUUUGAUUUCAUGGCCUCGGGAGAAGAUGAACUGAGCUUUCACGCUGGCGAUGUUCUGAAGAUCCUAAGUAACCAAGAGGAGUGGUUCAAGGCGGAGCUUGGGAGCCAAGAAGGCUACGUGCCCAAGAAUUUUAUAGACAUCGAGUUUCCCGAGUGGUUUCACGAAGGCCUCUCACGACACCAGGCAGAGAGCUUGCUGAUGAGCAAGGAGCUUGGUUGCUUCAUCAUCCGGGCCAGCCAGAGCUCCCCCGGGGACUUCUCCAUAUCCGUCAGGCAUGAGGAUGAUGUUCAACACUUCAAAGUCAUGAGAGACAACAAGGGUAAUUACUUCCUGUGGACAGAGAAGUUUCCAUCCCUCAACAAGCUGGUGGACUACUACAGGAAGAAUUCCAUCUCCAAACAGAAGCAGAUAUUUCUGAGGGAUAGGACCCGGGAGGAACAGGGUCAGCGGGGCAACAGCCUGGACCGGCGGUCCCAGGGAGGCCAUCCCCUGAGCGGGGCUGUGGGAGAAGAAAUCCGGCCUUCAAUGAACAGGAAGACAUCGGAUCACCCCCUGCCCCCUCCUUCGCAGUAUCCCCCGGCCCCACUGCCGCCACAGCAGCGGUACCUGCCACAGCAUCAUUUUAAUCAGGAACGCCGUGGAGCCAGCCUAGACAUAAACGAUGGGCCCUGUGGCCUGGGCAUGGGCACCGAAAUGAAUGCCGCUCUCAUGCACCGGAGACACACUGAUCCGGUGCAACUCCAAGUGGCCGGGCGGGUGCGGUGGGCCCGGGCGCUGUAUGACUUUGAGGCCCUGGAGGACGACGAGUUGGGCUUCCGCUGCGGAGAGGUGGUUGAGGUCCUGGACAGCUCCAACCCCUCCUGGUGGACCGGCCGCCUGCACAACAAGCUGGGCCUCUUCCCUGCCAACUACGUGGCACCCAUGACCCGAUGA
This is a messenger RNA of Rangifer tarandus platyrhynchus (Svalbard reindeer), 951 nucleotides long. The record is from the annotation of a GenBank genome assembly. Lineage: Eukaryota; Metazoa; Chordata; Mammalia; Artiodactyla; Cervidae.